This is a messenger RNA of Danaus chrysippus (African queen), 2097 nucleotides long. The record is from the annotation of a GenBank genome assembly. NCBI's taxonomy places the organism in Eukaryota, Metazoa, Arthropoda, Insecta, Lepidoptera, Nymphalidae.
AUGACGUGCCCAUUCCGCCGCGCCUCCUCCCAGCAUCAAUUUGCAAAUGGCGGCGGUUCCGGUAAAAAGUUGGAGUUUCGGUCUAGGCAGUCGUCGGUUCACCUUCCGGGUCCGGAAGAGGAGGAAGGGGAAAAUAACACCCUUACACUAAAACAUCUGAGUGAGGCGUUAAAGUUACUUACGGCACCAACGAAUGAUUGCCUUCACGCCGCGGUGACGUCAUUAACAAAGAACCAAGCCGAACAUUACGACAAAUACAAUUGUCUGAGGAGAUUACCAGAUGACGUAAGGACGUGCAGAAACUAUGCUUACCUACUAGAAAUUUACGAUGCGGUCCGAGCUACUGACAGUGUAUCUACUAAGGACUUUAUGGCAAAGUUAGGCGAGUAUUUAAUAUUAACAGCAUUUUCUCAUAACUGUCGACACGAAAGGGCGUUCAAAUGCUUAGGAUCUAAUUUAACAGAAUUCUUAACGACUUUGGACAGUGUACAUGACGUUUUACAUGAUCAGGAUGAUGCCUUAAAAGAUGAAUCGCCAGAAAACGAAGCAGCUUUCGUCUGUACAACAUCUGAUGCUGGUAGAAUACAAUUGCAUUUAACUACCGAGAGUGAACCAGUCGCAUACUUAUUAGUGGGAAGUCUGAAGGCAAUCGCCAUUAAGCUAUAUGACACACAGACGGAUAUAAGACUAAUGAGCUAUUCAAACGAUCCCAGGAAAUUUAGGUAUGAUAUAAGUUCCAUACCGUUACACCAGAGAUCAAAGGAGGAUAAUUGUCAGGCAACGAGCGAUGCUGUAAUUCUUGCGUCAUCUAACAAAGUGAAUGAUCUCAAGAUCGGCGUCGCAAGCUUUUGCAAAGCGUUUCCCUGGCACUUCAUUACUGAUAAGCGAUUAGAGCUUGUACAACUCGGUGGAGGUUUCAUGCGUUUGUUCGGAACGCAUCUAUCUUCACACGGGUCGUCACUUGGGACUUACUUCAGGUUGUUACGACCAAGGGGUGUCCCCCUAGACUUUCGCGAGAUCCUCAAACGCCUAAACACUCCGUUUAUGUUCUGUUUGAAGAUUCCGGGAUCGGCUUCUUCGGCUGAGGGCUUAGAAAUAAAGGGACAGAUGGUAUUCUGUUCUGAGUCCGAUUCCCUACUUUUUGUUGGAUCGCCAUUUCUUGAUGGCCUCGAAGGGCUAACUGGGCGAGGCCUAUUUAUAUCAGACAUCCCAUUACACGAUGCCACGAGAGAUGUCAUCUUAGUCAGCGAACAGACAAGGGCGCAGGACGGCCUCCGUAAGAGGAUGGACAAACUGAAAAAUUCAAUAGUAGAAACGAGCAAUUCUGUUGACAAGGAAAGGGAGAAAAACGUCAGUUUACUGCAUUUGAUUUUCCCACCUCACAUCGCAAAACGUUUGUGGUUAGGUGAAGUUAUAGAAGCUAAAAGCCACGAUGAUGUCACGAUGCUGUUUAGCGAUAUAGUGGGAUUUACUUCUAUUUGCGCCACGGCUACACCUAUGAUGGUUAUUGCAAUGCUUGAAGAUUUAUACAGCGUGUUUGAUAUAUUCUGUGAAAUUUUAGAUGUUUAUAAGGUGGAAACCAUUGGUGAUGCGUACUGUGUAGCAAGCGGUUUACAUCGUAAAAUCGAAACCCAUGCACCACAAAUAGCCUGGAUGGCGCUCCGCAUGGUAGAAACUUGUGCACAACAUCUCACUCAUGAAGGAAAUCCUAUUAAGAUGAGAAUUGGCCUUCACACAGGCACGGUUCUAGCGGGUGUGGUCGGUAAAACGAUGUUAAAGUAUUGUCUUUUCGGACACAAUGUCACUCUUGCUAACAAAUUUGAAUCCGGCUCAGAGCCUUUGAAAAUCAACGUCAGUCCAACUACCUACGAGUGGCUAAUAAAGUUCCCCGGGUUUGAAAUGGAACCCCGCGACCGUUCGUGCCUGCCGAAUUCCUUUCCCAAGGACAUCCCAGGGACUUGCUACUUUCUACAUAAAUACAGCCAUCCGGGGACAGAAGCAGACGCUCCCCAGGUUAAACAUAUAGAGGAUGCUUUAAGAGAUUUCGGGAUUGGACAAGGCAAGACAACUGAAGUGGAUUGCGAUGAACCGACUUAG